Messenger RNA from Panicum virgatum (switchgrass), 985 nucleotides. Its product is annotated as endochitinase B-like. Lineage: Eukaryota; Viridiplantae; Streptophyta; Magnoliopsida; Poales; Poaceae. Gene Ontology annotation, biological process: chitin catabolic process; carbohydrate metabolic process; cell wall macromolecule catabolic process. Gene Ontology annotation, molecular function: chitinase activity; chitin binding. Bases 1 to 849 code for a protein of 282 amino acids. The transcript has 2 exons. The record is from RefSeq and is a predicted model, not a curated record.
AUGGCGAGCUCACCGUCGCCUGCGGCGGUCCUGGCGGUGCUGGCCAUCUGGCUGGCGCUCCUCUGCGCCGCCGGCAUCGUCCCAGCGGCCGCGCAGAGCUGCGGCUGCCAGCCGGGCCUGUGCUGCAGCAAGUACGGCUACUGCGGCACCACCAGCGCCUACUGUGGCGAAGGGUGCCAGUCGGGCCCGUGCACGGGGGGCGGCGGCGGCGGCGGCCCCGGCCCCGGCCCCGGCGCGUCCGUGGCGAGCGUCGUCACCGCCGCGUUCUUCAGCGGCAUCAAGUCCCAGGCCGGGCCCGGGUGCGAGGGCGCAGCCUUCUACACGCGGGCCGCGUUCCUGAGCGCCGCGAGCUCGUACCCCAACUUCGCGCGCGGCGGCUCCGCGGCCGACGGCAGGCGCGAGAUCGCCGCCUUCUUCGCGCACGUCGCGCACGAGACCGGGCAUCUCUGCGACGUCAACGAGGUCGGCGGCGCGAGCAUGGACUACUGCGACGCGAGAGACGCGGCGUGGCCGUGCGCCGCGGGGCAGGGCUACUACGGCCGCGGCCCGCUGCAGCUGUCGUGGAACUUCAACUACGGGCCGGCGGGGAAGAACAUCGGCUUCGACGGGCUGGCGGACCCCGGCAUGGUGGCGCGGGACCCCGUGGUGUCGUUCAAGUCGGCGCUCUGGUUCUGGAUGGACAACGUGCACCAGCUGAUGCCUCAGGGGUUCGGCGCCACCAUCCGGGCCAUCAACGGCGCGAUCGAGUGCAACGGGAGGAACGCCGCCGAGAUGAACCAGCGUGUGGACUACUACAGGCAGUACUGCCAGCAGCUCGGCGUCGACCCGGGGAGCAACCUCACCUGCUAGGCCGCUAAGGUGCCGGCCGGCCGGCCGGCGAGGUGUUCGUCUACGCGGCUCGUGAAGAAUAAACAUGCUCUUCGUAAUGUGUGUGAGUGUGUCUCGUCGUAAGGAAUAUUACUACUUUCGUAUUUGCAAAACCACU